This is a messenger RNA of Malassezia sympodialis ATCC 42132, 2955 nucleotides long. It is a transcript of the gene APL3, whose product is annotated as Apl3p. Gene Ontology annotation, biological process: intracellular protein transport; clathrin-dependent endocytosis. The record is from RefSeq and is a predicted model, not a curated record. Gene Ontology annotation, molecular function: clathrin-cargo adaptor activity. Lineage: Eukaryota; Fungi; Basidiomycota; Malasseziomycetes; Malasseziales; Malasseziaceae. Gene Ontology annotation, cellular component: membrane coat; AP-2 adaptor complex.
AUGCGAGGGCUGCAUCGCUUUCUGACCGAGCUUCAGUCGGCAGCAAGUCCUGAGGCAGAGGAUGCUUGCGUGCGGCGCGAGCUUGCGCACAUUCGCGCCAAGCUGCAGACCUCUCCCAAACUCGAUGGGUAUCAGCGGAGGAAAUAUUUGGCCAAGCUGGUAUUCAUGCAUAUUCAGGGCUACCGCGUAGACGUGGGCCUCAUAGAGGCUGUUUCGCUCACAGCAAGUCUGCGGGAUUCAGAAAAGCAAAUGGGAUAUCUCGCUCUGAUGUUGCUCUACGAACGCUCGGACAUGCGAGCGCCGGUGAUUAAUGUAUUGCGGCGGGAUCUUGCAUCAUUACGCGAUUCACAUACAUGCCUGGCACUCCAUGCGCUGGCCAGCAUGGGCACGCUCGAGAUGGCGGAAGAGCUAGGCGAGAGCGUAUUGAAGCUACUGGUGUCUGCGACUUCGUCGCCGGCGGUGGUCCGCAAGGCGGCACUUACACUCUUGCAUUUACUGCGCAAGGACCCAAACUGUGUGGAUGUGUGGGAGUGGCUCGACCGUAUUGCGCCGCUGAUCCAGAGCCGUGACUAUGGCGUGGCGCAGUCAGUCGUCGCCCUUGUCACGGAGCUGGCAGGCACAUCGCCAGAUGCGUGCGCUAUAUGCUACCUACCUGCAGUGGAACAGCUGCAUCAUAUCGUAACAAUGCAACCGCAGGAGGAGCGCGAUUUGUACCAUCAAGUCCCGUUGCCGUGGCUGCAGGUGAAGCUGCUUUCCCUGUUGCAGCGGCUUCCACGACCAAAUGAUGCGCAUGUAAAGGCGCUAUUACAGCAGUGCCUGCAGCAACUAUUGCAAUCCGAACCGCUGCAACGUCCAACGGCCGAUGUGCAAGAGACGCAUGCGCGGUAUGCCGUGCACUUCGAGGCCGUCCAUCUCGCGAUGUAUCUCGACACCACAUCCAUCCUCGUGGCGCGCGCGGCUGUGCAUUUAGGGCGCUUAUUGCGCUCAGAGCACAUAAAUGUGCGCUACAUCGCACUCGAAACCAUGACGCAACUUGCUCACACACUCGCGACACUAGAUCCCAUCCGCAUGCACCUAGAUACCAUUGUACAGACGCUGCGAGAUCAGGACACGAGCGUGUGUCGUCGUGCGUUGGAUUUACUAUACGCGUUGUGUGAAGAGGCCAAUGUGCGGAGGAUUGUGGCGUGUCUCCUAGACUAUAUGCCGGAAGCAGAGGCAUCGUUACGCCAGGAUAUGGCGCGGAAAGUGUCGCUACUCGUAGAGCUGUAUGCUGGCGAUUCAACGUGGUAUAUUGAUACGACCCUGGCCUUGCUGGACAUGGCCGGCGAUAGGGUCGGCGAUACGCUGUGGUCACGUAUCGCGCAAACAGUUACGAACCGCCCCAAAGUCCAAGCGUAUGCGGCCGCGCGCCUUCUGCCAUACCUGCGGCAUGCAGUGUGUCAUGAAACACUGGUCAAGCUUGGCACGUACGUACUGAGCGAGUUUGGUUACCUUGUGGCGGAUCAACCCGGCGCGGAACCUGCCGUGCAGUUCGAGCUGCUGCAUCGUCACGCCUACUACUGUUCGCCCGUGACGCGCAGUAUGCUUUUAUCAACGUACGCUAAAUGGUACACGCAGUAUCCGUCACUCUCGCCCAUGUUAGCAAGCGUGCUACGCCAGAGCCGAGGAGUAUUUGACAUGGAGAUUCAUCAGCGCGCAUGUGAAUACACGGCGCUCAUGGAGCUGCAUGCACAGGGUGUAAUGAACAUGGACGAAAUCUUCGAUACGCUACCGCCAUUCCCAUCGCAGGACCUUAAGCCAGACGACCUCGGACCUGGUCUAUUCCGCCUAAGCAAGCGCUUCUCUACUGUGCCGAUGGUCGCCACAGUGCCGCGCGGCGAAGCGCGGCGGCCGACCCGCGCGGACGAAGCACGGCGCCGGCUUCCGCCGAUCCUACCGCCCAUGUCGCCUACCGAGCUGCCCACCGACACUGUACCAUUCCAGCCACAGCCAAAUGAUGACUGCAGUGACUUACUCGAGUUGUCCAGUAUAUCAGUGCGGCCCAUCUCCGGGACGCCGCGCGACGAGAAGAUCCAGACGCCUUGGGCCAUCAGCGGGGACAAUACGGUCGCUAGUCCGGACGGGCCGCUGCUGGGACAGGCAUUGGCGCCCGCUCUGGCGGAGGCCGUCGUAUCCGAGGAAGAGCUGAGCCGCCUCUCGCUGGGAGAUGAUUCGUCGUCCUCACACGACCAAGCCAUGGUAUUAAUGCCGUCGACUCCUACUAUGGUGCAUGAGAGUUCGUCGGAGAAGAUCACAUACGAGAUUCAAGCGCGUGGUCCUCGUGUGCUGGUACAGGUGCAUGUACAAAAUGUGGACGAGGCCGCUACGCUCGUGGUGCGCGAUGUGCAGGUCACGUCGCCCGUCCGCGCGCGCGUCCUCGGCACCGUAUCGAGUGUCGUGGUGGAGCCCGGGCAUUCGGUCAACUAUACCCUCGAACUCCUUUGUACGAGCUGCUUUCUGGGUGACACGGAGCUUAUGCUGACUCUGGCACAUACGUCUACCGCCGUGCUUAUCCGACUCCCUGUGACGAUGGCACACUUUAUGGAGCCGUAUGUGCUGUGCAAGAAGGCCUUUUUUGAGCAGUGGCACACGAUGGGCACGCAGCUAGAGACCCAGAGUGUGUUUGCCGUGCAGCCGCGCACGGGUAACGAAUAUGAGGCGGUCAUGACAGCGACGGGUCUCGCAGUUCUUGCGGGCAUCGACCCGCGGCCUGAGAGCCUCGUAACGGCAGGUGUGUUGGCGCCCCAGGGCAUGUCGGCCACUUGUCUCGUGCGCUUUGAGCCACAUGCUACAGCCAAUGUCGCGCGUCUUACAGUGCGUGCCAGCGACGAGCGGCUCGCGCGUGUCAUGCACCAGCAUCUCGUGUCACAGCUCGAGUGCCCCAUUUCCUCUACUAUUAGCCUCUAUAGGGACUAA